AUGUACUUUUGCAGAGAAAUAUUGAUUUGGCGAAGGGAUGCAGCUGUUAUUGCAUCACUCAUGUUUGCUUCUCAUCCCAUCCAUACAGAAGCUGUGUCCAGUAUAGUUGGCAGAGCCGAUGUUCUGUGCUGCGUUUUGUACUUAUCGUCUCUCAUCGCUUGCUCCAGAAAUUCUCUGGCGUGGCAAGUCGUGAGCUUACUGUGUGCAGGAAUGGCUUUGCUCGCCAAAGAACAAGGUGUCACAGUCCUCGGUGUAUGCCUUACUUAUCAAUUUCUUUUGCUGAUGGAGAAAAAGUCCGUCAACUCAAAGCCAGAGGAUGAGAAUUGUAAAUGUAGACAGAAAAGAUGUAGACCGUUGGAAAAUGUUUCUUCUCUGCAAAUACAUGCGAGAAUUAUUGUUUUACUUUCCGCGAUGCUUGUUCUGAUAUACGUGAGAGGAUGGAUUCUCAAUGGAAAUUUACCUCAAUUCGGAGAGCAGGAUAAUCCAGCCGCAUUUUCCAGAUCGUGGACGACAAGGCUGUUGUCUUUGCUGUACUUGCCUGCUUUCAACUUCUGGCUGAUGUUAUGUCCACUGACUUUAUCCUACGACUGGCAGAUGGGAAGCAUACCUAUGGUGGAAAGCUUGUAUGAUUGGAGAAAUGUCGCAACAGUGUCCUACCUGAUCAGUCUGGCAGCCCUGUUCUUGGCAGCUCUUCUGAAGCCCGGCGUGCAGGGAAUUGAAAGACGAAGAGUUUGCCUGUCACUUUCACUGAUGAUCUUUUCUUUUUUACCUGCUUCUAAUUUACUGGUUACAGUAGGGUUUGUGGUUGCCGAGCGAGUAUUGUACAUUCCAAGCCUUGGCUUCUGUCUGCUCGUCAGCCAUGGUUUGCAAAAAUUAAUGCAACGAGGACCAUUGGUAGCAUGGUUAUGUAGAGCUGGAGCUCUAGUUUUGAUCCUGCUAUUCGUUUUAAAAACAAUGGCAAGAAACAAUGUCUGGUCUUCCAGGGAGUCAUUAUUUACCUCGGGUUUGGAAUCCGUCCCCAACAAUGCCAAAGUCCAUUACAACUAUGCCAAUUACAAAAAAGACACAGGAGACAAGUUUGCAGCAAUUGAGCACUACACAAUCGCCCUCAGACUUUGGCCAACACAUGCAAGUUCUCACAACAACUUAGGCACUUUACUCGAUGAUACAGAAGAAGCUGAAAAGCACUUCAGACAAGCCCUAUCUAUAAAUCCUUGUCAUUCAAAAGCAUACUACAACCUAGCAAGUAUCUACAGUAAAAAGGGUCAACGUGACGUGGCGGAAAAAUUGCUAUUACGCGCUAUUCACCUAGAUCCUGAAUUUGUGUCUGCAAUAUCCGCCCUGGCUUCUCUUUAUGGCGACAGUGGAGAUAAAUCAGACGAAGCAGAAAGACUCCAUUUGUGGGCAGUCACGUUAGAUCCAGACAACGCUGAUGCUUUGAACAAUUACGGAAUUUUCUUAGAAAAGACAGGAAGAGCAUUUGAAGCAAUGACACAGUAUGAGCGUGCCAUGACUGCCCAACCAAAUCAUACUGUCGCUAUUUUGAAUGCUGCUAGAUCUCUAAGAACUUUAGAUCACAGUCGAAGAGCAGAGGAACUGUAUAAAAAAGCUUUAGAAAUUCAGGAAGACCCUCAAAUAAUGGAUAAUUUAGGAAUGUUAUUUUUUGUCUCUGGGAGGUAUCAAGAAGCUCGAAAGAUGUUUCAGCAUCUUCUUCUCAACUAUCCAGAAAGAAAUGAUCCUAAAUUGCACUACGCUCAGCUAUUAAUUCAAGAGAGGAGCUAUGAACAAGCAGAAGCUUUAUUGAUAUCAGUGUCACAUGCAACAAGUAAUCGCGAAGGAUUUUUACACCUGGCCAUCCUCUAUAAUCUAACAAACAGGACUGCAGAGGCUCUAGAUACGAUAUUAAAGGCUCUAAAUAUGUGUUCACCAGUAGAAGUUAGUUGUGCAAAGUAUCAUGAAGAGCAUGGGGACAUUUUAAAAGACAUGGAUGACUUUGAAGCAGCAGAAGAGAGUUACAAGAUUGCGUUGAUGUUGGAUCCCAAACUUGCAAGAUCUCACCUCAAUUUAGCUGUCAUCUACCAUAUAAAGGGAAAUUAUACGUCAGCUAAACUUCACUACCAAGAAGCUUACAAACUGGAUUCGUCGCCUCAGGUACUAUUGGACAAUAUGCGCAAACUGCAACAACGUCUCUUUAGUUUGCCAGAAAGUACGUGUUGGAGGACAGAUUCCACGUGUAGAGUACAAUGA
Molecule: messenger RNA, 2247 nt
Organism: Uloborus diversus
Lineage: Eukaryota; Metazoa; Arthropoda; Arachnida; Araneae; Uloboridae
Product: protein O-mannosyl-transferase TMTC1-like
Exons: 17
Coding region: 1-2247 (748 amino acids)
Biological process (GO): protein O-linked glycosylation via mannose
Molecular function (GO): protein binding; mannosyltransferase activity
Source: RefSeq, a predicted model, not a curated record